UUGCGUUUUGUACCACAGGUAACCUGUUUAAUUCACAUGGUCUAGAGAGAAGAAAUCUAUGAAUACUAUUGUAAGCUAUUAGCACUAUUGAUUUACCCUCACCCACAUGAGCUGUUUCAGAUUAAAUAUAUCUUUGUAAGAAGAUACCUGCAGAUAUUCUUCCAUGUUUAUCAAUCAACUGCUACUGAAUAACAGAAUUAUAAACCCUCUUUUGUAGGUAGAUAAACAUAUAGCAUUUGAUAAUCCGAGGAAGCAUUAUCCAGUGUUCAGACUGUAACUAUUGAUUAUAUAAUAGAGAACAUCUUGAUGAUGCAUGUAGGAAACUCUGGACAAAGCAAAAGGAGAUAAUAGAAUUGGAAGUGGUGUCAAAUCGAAAAGCACUGAAAAGAAGAUGAAUGAGAGAUCCAGAAACCAUUACUUUGGAUUAAAUUAAAAAUAACAAAAAUGACAUAGAGAGAGUUUUAUUUUUGGUUUCUUGAUGCAUAAAAAACGUAACAGUUUAAGGGAAGAAGAAAUGUGAAAGAAGUAUUAGAUUAAGAGUCUUUGUACUACUAUUUCAGGUACUUUUAUGACCGUUUGUUUGAUCAAUUCGUUGUAGGCCAUAUAUGAUUUUACCACUCAAGUGAGUCAAGGCUAGAGAUUAGAUCAUUCACUACAUAUACAACACAUACAUGUACCUUACUUACAAAAAAAAGAAUCUGCUACAUUAUUGCCAAGUGUAGUACAAUCACUUAACGUUUGAAAUUUUGACCUUUUUUCUUUUCUUCUCAACGUUUUUCUUCUUCUAAUUAGCAUGUUUCUGACAUUUUCUAAUAGUAACUUACAAUAACUGAAAAUAUCUUUUGUAUUGAUAUUUAACAACCUCUUGAGUUAAUUUGGUUUAUAAUUAAAAAGAGUGUAUAUGUUGUUGCUAAAUGGUUGUUGCCCUUGUAUUGCAUUAAGCUACAAAUAAUAUUAUAUAUAUGAUUUGUUUGGGUUACAAUUCAAACAAUGGAUGAUGGAAUCUGAUCAGAGAAAUUUAGAAAUAAAAAGAGACAUGAAUAAUUGAAGACAAUGAAUAGUGAGACAUACUAUGCCCACUACUUUUGAAUAGUCUUUCCUUAUAAGCUUUUUAUUAAACAAUAUAUCUAAAGAGGAAAAUGAUUUGAAGUACUUGAUAGGUAAAAUUCAUGAACUAUUGAGUGAACAGUCAAGAAAUAUUGUGAGUUAUAGUUGAGACAGCCUGGACUAACUACACAUUGUGAAUGUCAUCUUGUGUGCUGCCUUUUGACCUCUUACAUAAAAUUCUUACCAUGUGUUGUUUUCUUCAAAGUUGAUGCUUGUAUCCAGUUAGUUUAGGAGCGAACAUGUGUUUAUUAAAGUUUCAUGGUCAAUGUUCUUUACAUAUUUCCUUAAGCCUCAUUUUGUUUUCUGUUUGUGAUUUUUAACAAAUCCUUUAAUGAAUAGAGUGUGUUGUUAAUACAGUGUCAGUUUUUGUUUGUUUGUAUAGAGACCAUUUAUAAUUAUCACAUGGUUAGAUUGAGAGAGAGAGAGAGAGAGAGAGAGAGACUCACUCCACAUAACCUGAGAGAGUCAAGGAGCUAAUGUAUUCACGAGAUUAGCACCAACAAAGACAAGUCCUUCAAAAUCGGUUCAAACAAAAAGUGCUUGAAUAAAGAAGAAACAUGUGUGUAUGGCCUUACAAAACCCAUCAAGUACUCUUUUUCUAAUCUGUGUCUACUCUUCUCUUACCAAUCUCAUGUUCCUGAGAGUCCCUACCUCUUUGUCUCUCACGACCCCACACGUGUCACUUUCAGUCACUUCCAUUUAUAAUUGCAUCUCUCACACACUCACUCACUCAAAACCUAUUUUGUAUUCUUUACUAGCUUUCUUCUUCUAACUCUUCACUCUUUUAUCAUACCUUGUUUAGCUUCUCAUUUGUUCACGUGUCUCUGUCUUGUCUUGUCCCAUAAUCCUUAAACCCUUCACUCAACACACUUAACAAAUUCUAAUUAACAUCAUUACAAAAUACUAAAAAAUUCUCAGUAUAAUAAUAUCACCAAAAACUCUUUCCUCUCUGUCUCUAUUACACAAUGAAGACUAAAAGAGCUUUACCCUCUCCUACCUCACUCCUCCUCCAUCUCCUGAUAACACCUCUCUUCCUCUGCGAAGCCAACACAGUCUCAAUGCCUCCUUCUGAGUCAGAGACUCUCUUCACAAUCAUGGACUCAAUGUCAUCAGAUCAACAAUGGCGCCGCUCUCACCCAAACCCCUGCGCACCUGGCUCAUCCUGGCCAGGGAUCGAAUGCAAAACCGGUCCAGACCGGUUACCUCACGUCUCAAGACUCGAUUUCGGCUCAGCUCCUAACCCGUCUUGUAAAUCCUCAGCUUCGUUCCCUCACCUGAUCUUCUCCCUCCCUUUUCUACAAUCAGUCUUCUUCUUCAACUGCUUCACUCACCUCCCAACCACAAUCAUCUUCCCCAUCAAGCUCCUCACCAACUCCUCUCUCCAACAGCUCAGCCUCAGAUCAAACCCUUCCCUCUCAGGUCAAAUCCCUCCUCUCAUCUCAUCCCUCACAUCCUUACAAAUCCUCACCCUCUCACAGAACAAACUAACCGGAGCCAUCCCUCCCGUUCUCUUCUCCUUAAAAAACCUCCUCCACCUCGACCUCAGCUACAACAAGCUCACAGGCACCAUCCCACUCCAACUAGGAAGCCUCAACAGCCUCCUCGGGCUAGACUUGAGCUACAACUCCUUAACGGGCCUCAUCCCCCACACAAUCUCCCAACUGGGCACGCUUCAAAAACUCGACUUGAGCUCGAACGCGCUCUCCGGAGCCAUCCCGCAAGGCCUCGAAAAGCUUCGGUCUUUAUCGUUUAUAGCGUUGAGCAACAACAGACUCAGAGGAGCUUUCCCGAAAGGAAUCUCGAAGCUCGAGAGCUUACAGUACUUCAUAAUGGAUAACAACCCGAUGCACGCGCCCCUCCCCGUCGAGCUGGGGCUCCUCCCGAAGCUUCAAGAGAUCCAGCUCGAGAACUCCGGAUACUCCGGCGUGAUCCCGGAGAGUUACACGAGGCUGAUGAAUCUCAGCUCGUUGUCUCUGGCCAACAACAAGUUAACGGGAGAGAUCCCUUCAGGGUUUGAUUCUCUGCCUCACGUUUUCCAUCUGAAUCUCAGCAGGAACUCGCUGAUCGGUGUGGUUCCGUUUGAUUCGAGUUUUUUGAGACGGUUGGGUAAGAAUUUGGAUUUGAGCGGGAACAGAGGGUUGUGUCUGAAUCCGGAGGAUGAGUUUAGUGUCGUUAAGACAGGAGUUGGUGUCUGCGGGAGGAAUGUUACUAGUGGUCCGUCGCCGAAGAUAUCUCAAGCGUCUACUUCUCGGUGUUGUUACGGAUCUUGCUUCUUGUCUAAUGCUCUGUUUCAGGUGGUUCUGUUUCUGGGAUUACGUCAUCAUCGGUAAUAAAAAGAAACAGAAUAAAGACAAUUUAAAUAUUAGGUCCCUGAAAAAGAGAGGAGAUUUGUGUUUGUUCCCAAAGUAGACGAUGGUUUCAAUGUAGUUAAUGUUGUUUUUUAGUUUAAAUAUUUUCAGAUUAUUAUUAAUAAAAUGUUCAAGUCAUUAUGGGUUUA
Molecule: messenger RNA, 3604 nt
Organism: Brassica rapa (field mustard)
Lineage: Eukaryota; Viridiplantae; Streptophyta; Magnoliopsida; Brassicales; Brassicaceae
Product: receptor like protein 29
Molecular function (GO): protein binding
Source: RefSeq, a predicted model, not a curated record